UAUAAACAUAGAGUAAUUUCAAGAUUUAGUUUAAAGGCGAUAAUCUACAAAUCAGACGUUUUGAAUGAGCCAUGAAUAUUUUUAAACCGUGUCCAAAGUACAAAUUCAGUAGAUACUGUCGUUAUCUCUCAUAAUUUCAUUUUUGCUACCUGUUACUAACAUAUUAGGUAAACAUUGAGUUCAAAAUUCAUACCCGUAUUGAGGAAGUGAUUGGUGUUUUCAUUUGGUACCCAUAGAAAUAUUCACAAAUAUUCGUAUUUAUGCAGCUACAUCAAACUUGAGAAGCAAUUACUCCUUACACAUAUCUCUUCGGAGAAGGCUAUCGAAGGCUAAUAGACUAUCGGAGUGAAAAAACGUCAAUACGAACACGAUGCUUAACUCAAUGGUAGGUUCGCCUAGCAUAUGGAACAGUUCCAGUCCCUUGAGUUGGGACUCUACAUUAGGCUUCAGGCCAGAAGCUUAUGAUGCAACCGCUAACACCUUUUGUUCACACCCUGCCGGAAGUCCAUCAUACCAAGUUGACUCACAACAAAUGUACUAUCCUGUAUAUUCACCAUUCUCACUCCAUCAGUCCUAUCCAUAUUAUCAGUAUCCGUCAACAGCUUACUACAGUGACCUAGCCAGCAACAUGUGUUUUGGAUCGCCUAUGCUGUAUCAUGGUUGGUACGGAAUGCCCUACGAGCCUCAAUUGGAGGAUAGUUCUCCCCCCGCAAAUGGACGCCGAAGGUGUACCCGUUGUAUUUGUCCGAACUGUACCAACGAACUUUCUGGUUUGCCCCCGGUUGUUGGUCCGGACGAGAAAGGUAGACGACUACACAUUUGUCACUAUCCAGGUUGUAAAAAGUUUUACAACAAAACUAGUCACCUGUACGCACAUAUUCUCAUUCACACUGGAGAAAAACCAUUCCCUUGCGAUUGGGCAAACUGUGGCAAACGUUUCGUUCGUUCGGAUGAGUUGCAAAGACACUAUCGGACGCACACAGGCGAAAAGACUUAUGCGUGCCCCAAGUGUCCCAAAAAGUUCUCCAGAAGGGAUCAUCGCGUUAAGCAUGAGAAAUCUCACGAUAACAAAGCGAAGAGAGAGGCCAGGAAAACUGAAAAGAUGAAGGCGAUGAAGGAUGCGAAGCAGGAUAAAAACAAACAGAACAAGAAGAAUGUUCAGUUGACGGAGGCUGAAAAUCAACCGGUAAAAAUCAGUGUAAUGCAAGAAAAAUGUUGUGAAAAUAAGACGCCCGAAGUAGAGAGUUCGGAAAAAGAGCUUAAUGUCGUACUGAAUGAACACGUGGAUAAUCAAAUCAUAACUUUGAACCAUCAUGAAAGCAAUAAAGCACUCGGGGAAGCAAACAUCGUAUCAUCAGAAGAACGAUGCAGCCAGAGUUAUCAGGAAAACUAUCAAAAUAUUCAGCAUGCGCAAAGCACAAGAAAGAAUUACACAGUGCAAUCGAUAAUGUAUGGGAACAGAGAGCAGGAUUAUCCCAGGCAGCUUGAUUUUGGACCAGUUUCAAUUCCAUCAAGUACAAACACACAGUCUGAGUCGGUUGCUGUCAGUUAUCCCUACUUGAACGGCGUUUAUGAUCGUACUAAUCCUACCAGUGAGCCAAACUUGACAGCCUCGAUGAACAAUUUUAUGAUGCAUAAUUACGCAUCCUAUGGCUAUCCUCCCCAACUGCAGUAACAACACUAGCUAUGUUAAAACAUUAUUCUGUUUGUACAGACUUAUAUGGAAGUGUAUGUCACUUUUAAUGUAUACAAUGUUAAUCAAUUUUGCUAACUUAUGGUUUGUGAAUGUUAGGAGAAGGAAGAAGGGAUACGAAAAAAUGAGUCAUCUAAUACAAAUGAUUUA
Messenger RNA from Toxorhynchites rutilus septentrionalis, 1843 nucleotides. Its product is annotated as transcription factor btd-like. Lineage: Eukaryota; Metazoa; Arthropoda; Insecta; Diptera; Culicidae. Gene Ontology annotation, molecular function: RNA polymerase II cis-regulatory region sequence-specific DNA binding; DNA-binding transcription factor activity, RNA polymerase II-specific. Bases 371 to 1675 code for a protein of 434 amino acids. Gene Ontology annotation, biological process: regulation of transcription by RNA polymerase II. The record is from RefSeq and is a predicted model, not a curated record. The transcript is spliced from 2 exons.